Messenger RNA from Geodia barretti, 736 nucleotides. Lineage: Eukaryota; Metazoa; Porifera; Demospongiae; Tetractinellida; Geodiidae. The record is from the annotation of a GenBank genome assembly.
AGAGUCAGAAGGGCUCUCAAUCCUAUCAGAGAACACCCACACUCAGUCGUAGUCACUGAGGGACAGUGGGCCAACUUCUCCUGUGGCAUCAAAAUCCCUGGCAGUAUUAGAUGGAGGAUUUGGGACUUCACCAAUGAUGGCUACGUCUACAACACCGCGGGGAGUCUCCCUGAGUUGGAGGGAGUGACGGCAAGGAGGUUGUUUGCCCCUGAUAUUACAGGGAGGAUCCUCACUGAGACCAUCGGCGUACUGGCUACUGCUGAGAUGGAUGGAGUACCAGUUGAGUGUGUGUAUCGCCAUCCAAUCCUUGGCACGAGAGACAGUUACAGCAAGUUUGCCCUCAUCCAGGACCCGAAUAUAUUUUAAAAGCCUAUUCCUUGGCAUAGCACAAUUCAACCCGUGAAGUUAAAAGAUGAAAAAUAGCAUAUCCAAAUAUACCCACACGCCAUUCCCAAAUGAAAAUACUGUACCCAAAAAGCACUACAGUGUGGGAAAAUCACUUCUCAUCUCUCAGUAAGUCAAGAAUCACCGACACCUGUGAGGUCCAGGCCUUGCAGAGGGAAAUAAUGUCACUAACCACUGCUUCUCGUUCCCAUGAGGAUUAUGUGUUCGAUGUAGAAUUUGUUGUUGAAGAAGUUUCAAAGGCUAUCUCAAAACUACCCAACCGUAAAGCUACUGGACCAGAUGGAGUCUCCAGCGAACUCCUAAAGUUUGGUGGCAGUCUUCUGAGAACUUG